Chara braunii is the source of this 1636-nucleotide messenger RNA. NCBI's taxonomy places the organism in Eukaryota, Viridiplantae, Streptophyta, Charophyceae, Charales, Characeae. The record is from the annotation of a GenBank genome assembly.
UGGCGGGGGACUUGCCGCUCGCCGCUUGCCGCUUGCCGCCGUGAUUGUGUCCGUGCAAGAAUAAGGAGAGAGUGUCGCGGCGCUGGCGCUGGCGCGGAGCUGGGAAGCAAGGUGAGGUUUGCCGCGCUUGUGUCAGUGCGAGAAUAAGGAAAGUGGCGGGACGUAAGAUGCGAAUCUUUUGGAGAAGUUCGGAUCACUGCUAUGGUUGUGUUUUACCCCGAGAAGGAAUAUUGGGAGAAUCUCAAUGGUAGGCAAGGAAUCUGGAGGGUGCGGCAAGGCUUGCCGAAGGCGGGGACAGAGAGGAGGCCGAUCUUCCGCUGGACUCAGUGCGGCGGGAUGGAAAGCGCGAACUGCGAUUUUUGUGCGACAGUUCUGGGAGAGAGAGGAGGCCGAUCUUCCGCUGGAGUCCGUGCGGCGGGAUGGAAAGCGCGUCCUAUGACUUUUGUGCGACAGGGGCAGGCGGGGAAAGAGUAAGGAUGGCUAAGGCGAGGUCGCCGCCAGGAGGCGUCAACAGCCGGAAAGCUGUGCGGGGUAUGUUUCACGUUUUUUACUGAGGGCGGGAAACGACGCAACGGUCACGAAAUUUUGAAUUCUCACGAUAUCAUCAUGACUCAUCAGCUAAUCCCGCCUUUUCGUUAUGCCCUUGUGGAGGAGGGCUUUUACCGGGGCGCCUAUCCUACCCUGAAGAAUUUCCGGUUCUUGCGACGCUUGCACCUGAAGACGAUGAUUUCCUUGACACCGGAGCCGCCAAGUAAGGAUCUCUGUGAGUUCUGCCAGGCCGAGAACAUCACCUCGCGACACUUCUACGUGGAGAAGUUUCAGGACGUGGUUCCAUUGUCAACAGCGAAAGUGAUACAAAUUCUGCAGAUAAUUAUCCGACCAGAGAAUCUGCCACUCUACCUUCACUGCCUUGAUGGGACGCAUGUCACAGGAGUUGUGGUCAUGUGUUUCCGAAAGUUGCAGAGCUGGAAUCUGUCCUCAGGAACGGCAGAAUGUGCCAAGUUUCAGAAAGAAGGAGAGAUUACGCGAGAAGAGUCGCAAUUUGUGGAGUCGUUUCGGGGAGAGAUUGAUAUUCCUCCCGUGAUCCCUCAGUGGCUGUGGCAGGGUUGCCGAACUGUUCGUCAUCCGACAUUCCGGCUAAGGUUGCUUCCCCCCCCCCCACUGCCAACUGAAAAGUCAGAUGACUCAGAGAGCAGCACUGGGAGCUCCAGCCAGAAGAGCGAGGGACCGAACACUCCACGACCAUCUAAUACGAGCACGAAGACCGGAAGUUUUUAUGAAAGGGGUUUUGGCAGACCAAGAAAAGCACUUUAGUGUUAAGCGGCUCCGGAAUGACGCAGGUAGGAACUAGCUGUCAGGACACCCCUCUCUUGCUUCUGGCCUGAGAGAGAACAACUGCUGAGUACAAGUAACAGGAUUGGCUCCCGCCGUUCUGCCCCGGGAGGGUGGGACACAGAUAUAAGGGAGGAGACUGGCUAUCGGUAUCCUCUUUCCCUCUAUCGAGGGCGGGUUAGCUAAAUAUAGAUGAAUAUAGAUGCAUUAUAGGUGAUGAUUCAGGUCAUCAGAAGUGCCUUGUCAGUCUGAGGGUUUGGUAUCUCAUCUCUCUGUGUCGUUUUAGUAAACGUAUGUUCUUUUC